AAUCAUCAUCCAAGGCAAUUCUAAUUGGGGCUGACCGUCAUGACGAUAGUGAAUAUAGGAGCAAGUGACAUCCACAGAAUCACUUCGGGACAAGUUAUCACCGACUUGGUAUCAGUUGUUAAAGAACUAGUUGAAAAUAGUAUUGAUGCUGGCAGUAAUAAGAUUGAUAUAACUUAUUCGAAUUAUGGAUUGGAUUUGAUAGAGGUCACAGACGAUGGUAGAGGUAUUGAUCCCGCUGAUUUCGAGCUGGUCUGUUUGAAGCAUCAUACUUCUAAAUUGAGUGAUUUCAAGCAGUUGAGUGAAAUUGGGGUGUCUACUCUUGGAUUUAGAGGAGAAGCAAUGAGCUCUCUAUGUUCAAUUGCAAGUUCUGUUAUCGUAACCACUUGUACGCCUAAACAAUAUCCUAGGGCAACUCAAUUAGAAUAUAAUCACAUGGGGGUUUUGAAAAAUAAAAAAGUUGUUGUAGGGGGAUUGAAAGGUACUAAUGUUAAAAUCACCAAGAUGUUUGAUAAUCUUCCAGUUAGAAAGAAGAACUUGAUUAAAAACUUGAAGAAAGAAUUCCAUAAAUCGGUGAAUUUUUUAAUGAAUUAUUUGAUAAUAUAUCCUAAUAUUAGGUUUACAAUUUUUAAUACUAACUCACAAGGUAGAAAACAUUUAUUAAUGGGUACAAAAGGUGGACCAAAGACUACUAUCUUAGAUAAUUUGAUUAGCGUUUAUGGAACAAAUGGAGCAUAUGGAUUAGUUCCCCUUGAUAUUGAAAUGAACUUAAAAUUUUCUGGUUAUAUAUCUAAUAGUUCGUUUGGAUUAGGAAGAUCAUCAAGCGAUCGACAAUUUUUAUUUGUUAAUCAAAGACCGAUUACCAUGAAAAAGUAUUUAAAAACAAUUAAUGAAGUUUACCGAAGUUUUAAUCAUAUUCAAAACCCGGUUAUUGUACUAAAUAUUGAAUUGGAUUAUAAAUAUCUCGAUGUGAACGUUACUCCAGAUAAAAGAAUAGUUAUGAUACAUAAUGAAGAAUUAAUAAAUGAAGUAUUACGAAAUGAGUUAAUUAACUUUUACCAAAAACAAAUAACGGUUAUUCCCAAGAACAGAAAUUCUGAAAUCACAAUUAAUGGAGAGAAAAUUCUGGUUUUGAGUCAGAGAGAAGAUUUGUUGAAAAAGGGUGGGUUCAAAAAGGAGCCUACAAGAACAUUACAUGGAGUACAGGUAAAGAAGGAAAAAGAUGAUGAAAAAGAUGAUGAGAAAGAUGAUGAAAAUAAUGAAAACGACGAAAGAGAUGAUGAAGAAUCGCAAGAAGAGGAAGAAGAGCAAACACAAAAAGAACGAAAGGAGGUAGAACAAGCAGAAGCAGAGGAGGAAGACGGAGAGGACAAAGAGGGAGAGGAAGAACAGCUAGAAUCAGAACCAGAACCAGAACCAGAACCAGAGCAAGUUGAAAACAAGGUGAAAAUGGAAGAAGAACAAGAAGAAGAAGUACAAGAAGAAGUACAAGAUGAAGUACAAGAAGAAGUACAAGAAGAAGAAGAAGAAGAAGAAGAAGAAGAAGAAGAAGAAGAAGAAGAAGAAGAAGAAGAAGAAGAAGAAGAAGAAGAAGUACAACAACAAGAAGAAGUUCAACAAGAAGAAGAACAAGAAGACGAACUUGAGAAGAUAAGUUCCGAAGAAUUGGAUGAUAUGUUACAAACCAAAAAACGAAGUCAAGGGUCGACACUUGAUUUAUCACAAUUCAUAAGCACCAGUCACGAAACCUGUGAAUGCAAACACGACAACGAAGAAGACAAAUUAAGAAUAGAGAUUGGAGAACAUGUGGAAGAAAGACAAGUGAAACGACCCCGUAUAAUGAAACAACGAGACGAUAUUGCCUUUGGAGAAGAUGAGAUCGAAGCAAAGCUAAUAAUCAAGAAAGAAACAAGCGAUGAAGUAUAUAGAUUACAGAGUGAACUAAGGGUAGACCAAGACCAAUGGGAAACGAUGAUCUUACCCAAACUUAAUGGGAAAACAAAUAUAAAUAAGGUUAAAGUUGAUGAUAUAAGCCACCGAGAAGAGGCGGAAGCCAAACUAAGCUAUACGAUUAAAAAGGAAGAUUUUAAAGAAAUGCAAAUAAUUGGACAAUUCAACUUAGGUUUCAUCUUAGUGACUUUGAAUAAUCUGAAUAACUUAUUUAUAAUCGAUCAGCAUGCGUCGGAUGAAAAAUACAAUUAUGAACGAUAUUUGAAAACAAUAACAUUCGAUAAGAAUACCCAAUCCCUAAUCAAAGAACAAACGAUAGAAUUGAACAUUAUUGAUGAAAUGAUUGUGUUGGAAAAUGUUGAAAUAUUUAAGAAUAAUGGCUUCAUUAUUAAAUUUAAUCAAGAUGAUAUUCCUGGCCAAAGAAUCAAAUUAGUUUCUUUACCAGUGCUGAAACAUACUACAUUUGAUCUUAGUGAUUUUAACGAAAUCAUUCAUCUAAUUAAUGAGCACAAGUCUUCCAAUAUUAAGUGUACUAAAUGGGAAAGAUUACUUGCCAGUAGAGCUUGCCGAACCAGUAUCAUGAUUGGUCAAUCAUUAUCCCAUAAAAAAAUGUCCAAAAUCGUUUGCAACUUAAGUUCAUUACAAAAACCCUGGAAUUGUCCCCAUGGCAGACCUACAAUGAGACACUUGAUUGAGUUACAGCAAAUGCCUCAAUUCAAUCAAGAUUACAAAUUGUAAUCGGACCCUAUACCCCUUUGUGUUCCUCCUAAUCUCUCUCUACAAGUUUUAGCGAGUAACAACAAUUCUUAUAUUGUCACUUUUUUGACGUAUGAUGACUGUAGAACAGCAUGCCGUUUGUAAAUCCAACAAAUGGAUAUAUCUUGGUAUUGUACCAAUCUGUUAUUCUUGCAACCUCUCAACAAUACUCUACCUGAAAUACCCUACAUCUUUUUGCGCUUCUGGCUCUUUGCUCGUUUAUUCUCUGCCCAUUUAUUCUCUUUGCUCAUUUAUUCUCUUUGCUCAUUUAUUCUCUUUGCUCAUUUAUUCUCUAUUGUUUUCUCUUUUUCUUUCGGUAAUUUUGCUUUC
This is a messenger RNA of Hyphopichia burtonii NRRL Y-1933, 3033 nucleotides long. It is a transcript of the gene PMS1, whose product is annotated as ATP-binding mismatch repair protein. Gene Ontology annotation, molecular function: ATP-dependent DNA damage sensor activity; ATP binding; mismatched DNA binding. The transcript has 3 exons. Gene Ontology annotation, biological process: mismatch repair. NCBI's taxonomy places the organism in Eukaryota, Fungi, Ascomycota, Pichiomycetes, Serinales, Debaryomycetaceae. The record is from RefSeq and is a predicted model, not a curated record. Gene Ontology annotation, cellular component: MutLalpha complex. Bases 40 to 2685 code for a protein of 881 amino acids.